Rhopilema esculentum is the source of this 1934-nucleotide messenger RNA. Its product is annotated as zinc transporter 7. Lineage: Eukaryota; Metazoa; Cnidaria; Scyphozoa; Rhizostomeae; Rhizostomatidae. Gene Ontology annotation, cellular component: cytoplasmic vesicle; Golgi apparatus; membrane. Gene Ontology annotation, molecular function: zinc ion transmembrane transporter activity. Gene Ontology annotation, biological process: intracellular zinc ion homeostasis; zinc ion import into Golgi lumen. The record is from RefSeq and is a predicted model, not a curated record.
UGAGAGGCUGGAGACGUGGUUGACCAUUUUAUUUAGGCCAGUUAUUAAAAUCAGUAGUCAAAUUUUUACGAAGGUAGCCCUUAUUGAAAAUGUUACCUCUGACGAAUAAAGAUCAGCUAAAAGGAGAUGAUUUCAAGCCAGGUAUUAAGCUUUCAUCAAAGAUCGGAGGAUGGCUCAAAUCAGUAUUUGCUGAAAAAGCUUCAAGAGACAUCUUCUUUUUCCUGCUGCUAAAUAUGUCAUUUGCAUUUUUGGAACUCUUUUAUGGAAUUUGGAGUAACAGUCUUGGGUUGAUAUCAGAUUCAUUCCAUAUGUUUUUUGAUUGUACUGCAUUGCUAACUGGACUCACUGCAUCUGUUAUAUCAAGAUGGGGCAAAAAUGAAAGGUUUUCUUAUGGCUAUGUGAGGGCCGAGGUCAUGGCUGGAUUUGUGAAUGCAUUGUUUCUGAUGUUUGUAGCAUUUUUUAUAUUCUCAGAGGCAGUUGAGCGUGCAUUUCAUCCUCCACAUGUGGAACACGAGCGUCUGUUUCUGGUAUCUGUUCUUGGUUUCUUAGUCAAUCUUAUUGGCAUAUUUGUUUUUCAUCAUGGUGGUGAAGGUCAUGGUCAUUCCCAUGGUGGAGGAGGUCAUGGUCAUUCCCACGGAGUUACUGCAUCACUGCCGCCUCUUUUUGACGAGAAGGAAGAUAACGAGUUUCAUACCGAAUUUCAUACUGGAAAGAAAUCAUCCGGACACGGACAUUCUCAUGGAAACGACGGACACGGACACUCUCAUGGACACGGCCACUCUCAUUUCGAACACGAACCACCCCAUGCUUCAGAUCAGCAAAUCAUCAAGGGCGUCUUUCUUCACAUUCUUGCUGACACCUUGGGUUCUGUUGGUGUUAUUGUAUCGUCACUUUUAAUCUCAUAUUUCGGAUGGAUGGCUGCUGACCCAAUUUGCUCAAUGUUUAUUUCUGUACUGAUCUUCGUGAGCACAUUCCCGCUGUUGAUCGAUUCUGCUGCAGUUCUAAUGCAAAGGACGCCCCUAGAACUUGAACGUACAUUACCAAUCGCCUACCAAAAGGUCAGCCAAAUACACGGCGUUUUUAGCCUACAAGAUCCUCACUUCUGGACCCUAUGCAGCAAACACUACGUUGGCACUGUCCGUGUUUUGAUAGCGCCCAACGCAGACGCAUCAGAUAUCCUUCGUCAAACACAUAACAUUUUUAACCAGCUUGGUGUUCAACAGCUCUACGUUCAAAUCGAAAAAUCUUACUGAGGGUUCACAGCGUACAGGAAAGUGAAUUCUUUGUUUUAAAAACUGGUGAAUACCCGCUGGGAUAUAUUUAUUAGCAAAAAUAGAAUUUAUAAUAGAAAAUUAUUUCUAAAAAAUGGACUUGAAACGUCUUUUUUCUGGCAUAUGAAUUAUUAUUGGCAAUAGAAAAGAUUAUUUUGUGAAUUUUCAAUUAUAAUUUCGAAAUGUUUUGCCAUUGAAAUGACCGGAAAUAUGUUAUGGAGGUGGAUUAGGUCUUUCUUAAAUAUAAAAAGAAAAUAGGAUAGACAGAUUGGGGUCGUGAUAUGUAAUUCACAUUCCAGCUUUAGUUUGAAGGUAUAUUUGAAAAAUAUACUGUUUUAACCGGCUCAUAAACAUACUUCCUGCUCAUACGACUAAUCUUUUACAUUUUUACUUGUUUAUCCCUGUCAUAACAUUCUAAAGUUUUAAUGCAACUUAAAACCUUUGGGUGUCUAUGGAAACGUUUAAUAAACAAAUUACCGUUGUAUAGAUGGGGGUUGCCCAUUGCGAAAGUCUAUUAAACAUAGAAAAUUAGAAAUAACGUUAUAUUUACAUAAAGGACAGGAAUCCGUUCUUAUGUAUUUAAUUAUAACUCCUUGUCAAAUAUAUCAUUACUUGCAAAAUGGAAUAUGUUUUGGUAGAUUUAAAGAAUUCGUUUGUUCCCAA